Messenger RNA from Cimex lectularius (bed bug), 1426 nucleotides. RefSeq names its product protein sprouty homolog 3 (gene sty). Gene Ontology annotation, cellular component: cytosol; membrane. Gene Ontology annotation, biological process: animal organ development; multicellular organism development; negative regulation of Ras protein signal transduction. The record is from RefSeq and is a predicted model, not a curated record. The transcript is spliced from 2 exons. Lineage: Eukaryota; Metazoa; Arthropoda; Insecta; Hemiptera; Cimicidae. The coding region runs from base 435 to 1070 and encodes 211 amino acids.
AAUCGGGAUUCAGUUGGGAAGAGACCGAGAGACGGUAAAGACGAUCCCGUUGACUAGAGGCCCCAAGGCACAGCCCCCGGAAGAAAAGCCGCCUCCGACGCCCCCCGAGCCCACGCCCGGAUUCCCUUCGCCGGACCCGAGACGAGAGAGAGCCCCGCCGCCCGACGUGACGACCAUCAGCCGCAUUCUCGAGCGUUCUAGACUCGGCAUACAAGAUGGCCACCGUAGGCUAACAGUUCCACGAGGCCUUCGCUCACUCCGCACCGCCGUUAUCAAAACAAGCUUUUUCUGUCUAACGCAAUCAUUUUCUCCCUGGACUCUUUUCCGAGUAGAAGUGAUAAUUUUUUGAUAUUAGAAAAAGUGUGAAAAGUGUUAGUGCGAGCGAACUAUUAUGAAAGAGUAUGGAGCCGAUGUCGAACCAGGUGUAGGUGGAGAUGGCCAAAAGCGGAGUGAGUCUCACAGCUCCGAGACCGAUAGGUCAGCGAGCGGCAAACGAAUACAUUGAGACACCACUUCCGAGGCUACACCAGCCCCAUCCGACGCAGAGGCUACGCCAGCAACACCUACCAUUGCAAGAGGAAGGAGGAGAAGGGAGGCAUUCUAGACACCACCUUCCGGAUAAUAACAAUAAGAAAGAUGUACUCGUACCAGUGCACAGGACUCAACCUUCGAAACCGGCGCCACCGUUGCUCCAGCAGGACAAUUCGAUCAUUUGUUCGGAGUGCGGGAGGUGCAGGUGCGAAUCGUGUCGGAAUCCAGCAGAACCGCCAUCUGCAUGGCUCUGCCGGGAUUUAUGCUACUGUUCGCCGGAAUCCUGCGUGGAUUAUGCCUCGUGCCUUUGCUGCGUCAAGGGCAUCAUGUACCACUGUUCGACGGAAGGGCAGGCCUACUCGAGAGACCCGUGUUCCUGUUCGAGCGCGGGUUGGCUCCCGAGGUGGGCCUGUUUAGGUUUUACGGCGUUAUUUUUCCCAUGCCUUUGUUGUUAUUGCCCUUUAAAAGCGUGUUCGGACUCGUGUACGUCCGCGUAUGUCGCUUGUUCCCGCCGGGGGUGUUCCUGUGACGCGGCCUAAGAGCAGUCACACUCCCCCGAAGAACAAAAAAUCAUCAACAAACGACAAAGUUUCCCCCCUCGCCACCCCUUCCUCAAAACCUUUACGGAACAAAACAGUAUUAUCUAGUCGCUCCUCCCCUCUCAAGACGUAAGAAAAGGGAAGAAGAAACAACUUGUACAUAAUGCAUAUAAUUUAUUUAACAUGCAUUUAAUUUUUAUAUAUAUAUAUAUACUUGAGAAAAAAUAAAAAAAAUAAACCUUAUAAAUAAAUUCUUACCCAAUCUUUAUAUACAUAUGCGUAUAGAACGGCAAAACAUCACAAGAAUUUGAGGCGUCUUUUAACUCAUUCUAAUGUCAAUCUAAUUUAUUUUGCAA